Fusarium oxysporum Fo47 is the source of this 2352-nucleotide messenger RNA. RefSeq lists its product as uncharacterized. NCBI's taxonomy places the organism in Eukaryota, Fungi, Ascomycota, Sordariomycetes, Hypocreales, Nectriaceae. The record is from RefSeq and is a predicted model, not a curated record. The coding region runs from base 1 to 2352 and encodes 783 amino acids. Gene Ontology annotation, biological process: DNA-templated transcription; positive regulation of transcription by RNA polymerase II. Gene Ontology annotation, molecular function: DNA-binding transcription factor activity, RNA polymerase II-specific; zinc ion binding; sequence-specific DNA binding. The transcript is spliced from 5 exons.
AUGGCCACGCGUGUCAACGCACCUAAAAAGGUCCGCCUGGCCUGUCGACGCUGUCGGGUCCGUCGCAUCAAGUGCGAUGGUCAAGUACCUGCUUGCACCAACUGCGCGAAGGCCGGGCAGGUCUGUUUAGACGUGGACAGCCAGAACUCUGACGUUGUCAUUCCUCGCAAUUUCGUCUCUGCCGCCCGCGAAAGGAUACGAUGGUUGGAAGACAUCAUCAAAGAGCGUCUACCAGACGUAGACCUCCGGUCUGGCCCUCAAGUUGAUGCUUCGGCUGAUCCAACAGCACCCUCCCAAGAUGAGAGGAUCCCGGAAGAUGCAGACGUCUCAACAUCGUCAAUCCCACCAGUGACAACAGUCUCACGCAAGCGAUCAGCAGAGGCGUCGGGACAAUCUGAUCAAGAUGAAUCCUUUCCAGAACGCGCCCAUUCUGUCGCCGUCAACCUGGGCAUGCUUUCUCUCAAUAUCGAUUCACCUCAAAAACACUACCUUGGCUCAAGCUCGGGGCUUCUCUUCACAAACCUCAUCGGAGCAUCCCCGCCGAGUGUAGAGUCCACGCCCCAGGGCCCCCAAGGGGAUAAGUAUGCCGGAGAGCUUGAAUGGAGUGAUGAUGUCGUUGCGCAAGAUCAAAACAGGAAGUAUCAUCGAGAACUUUACAAUCUUCUGAAACAAGAACUACCGUCAAAGCAUAAUGCUCUCGUAUUGAUACACGCAUACAUCCGUUGGAUCCAUCCCGACUUCCCCUUCCUAGAGCCCCUCUCUCUAUUCAGUGCCGUUGAAGCCAUAUAUUCCUGCCUUGAUGGCAUUCUGGAAUGCGAUAUCUCUUCUCACGGAUGGCCUGCUAAUAUGCCACCGUUUCGAUGGAACGGAAGAGUGGUAGUCCCCCGAGUCUCCAAUGAGGAGGGCGUCACAAUGUCAUCGGUUGCUUUUAUUCUCUUUAUGGUCUUCAACAUCGGUGCCCUGGUCAAGGUGCGCUCACGUAACUACGACUUUCCGCCACAACGCUUUUACCGUGCUGCCCUUCAUUUUUCGAAGGAAGGUUUUGCACAUAUUACCUUGUCCUCAAUUCAAUCUUUGAUGAUGCUAGUCAUGCAUGGUAUGCUUACGCCAGCAGAGGUCAACCUGUGGACUUUGGUGCAUCUUGGGCUUGCAUAUUGCGUUGAGACUGGUAUACAUCGGGAACAAAGCCAGCCGAACCCAGACGACUUUGCUAUGCUGCAAGUCAGACGCUUCACCUUUUUUACGAUAUACUCCCUGGAUAGGUCCAUUUCAUCAAUACAGGGAAGGCCGCUUGGCUUCAGGGACGAAACAUUCGACGUCAAGAUACCAGAAGCGUUAUCGGAUCCCGACGAGAAUAUGCAGGGGCCACUUCCGCCAUCGUUCGUAACUGCAGUAACCCAUUACUCGUCAUACCAUUUCAGAUUGGACCGUAUCGUGUCCGAUAUUAAGCUUCACCUGUAUCACCUGCCCGGUGAUUCUAGCUUCUUCCCAUGGCCGGACAAUCCCACGGAACAACAGACCAGGAUUCAGCAGACUUUGCAAAAUUGGUGGGAGGAGGUCUCAAACGAUGCAUUUGAGUAUCCCAGUCUUGAUAACCGACAACGGGAAGUCUGGAAGAUAAAGCUCGGACUGAAGUACCAUACAACGAUGGUCUUACUCUUCCAACCAUCCCAGGUCAUUCGGCAACCCGCUUCAGAGGCGCUUCAAGUCUGCUUUUAUAGUGCAGCUGGUAUUCUAGACGGUUAUCAACGGCUCCAUGAUCUUCACGGCCUUCAUUUUGGAUGGAGGGCGGUACAGAAUAUUUUUGCAGCUGGCGCGACCCUGAUCUACUCAUUCUGGACGUCGCAAGCUGUUCGGGAAAAAGCAUCACCAGAGACAAUGUCAAAGAAUUUGCGAAGCUGCUCUACCCUCCUCACAAUCGGCGGCGAGUGGUGGCCAUCCGCAAGAAGUGGUCAAGCCAGCUUUGGCUCAGUCGCAGACCUGACUAUGAAGAGACUGUACAUGGCGGAUGCAUCUAACAAAGCUCCGCGACUAUCUCUACAGCAAACCGCUUCCGGUAGACCAAGAGACGGAGCCGACAUUGAAGCAACCGGAACUCAGAAUCAGCCUCAAUUCUCUGACGAGAAUGGCCAAGCAGUGGCGAUUGACACAAAUGCAGCGUGGCAAAACCUGGACCUGGAUGCUGGACACAACCCAGACCAAUUUUACUGCCCGUCAAUUGAGGGCGGAUUCGACCCGGAAAUCGAAAUGUUCCUAGAGGACUUCAACAGAUCCGAUUUCACCUGGAGCUUUCCACUUAAUGACAAUCAAGAUCUAGACCUCUUUGGAACGGACUCAAACCCAGGCUUCUGA